AUGCGCAAGCUGCAAAUGUUGGGAACGACUGAGGUUGUGGAUUUUCGUGGCUCGGAAUUUCACUGGGCAUGCCGGUUCUCAGCAGCACGGGUACAGGGGUGGCAGGUGCUUGACGAUGCGGGGGACUCGAGGUCAUCCAUGUUGACAUCGCUACUGGGCUUGAGUGUUUCCCCAGUUUUUCAGCUUGUGGCCAAGCAAGACGAGUCAACGGUGGCUCCUGCCUCGAAGCGGCCGCGCCUUGAAGACAACAAGUCACCACUGCCUGCUGGUGAGAUGAUCAGUUCUCCGUCGACGCUGUGCCGAUAUGUGGUGGCAAAAGAUGUGGACUUUGCUGAAUCAAGGGACUUCAUUGAAGUGAUUGCAGCUUUGGCUCGGACUCCGAUGAGCACAUUUACACUGUGCAUCGCAGAUGAUUACGGUGGCAGAGAUGUGGACUUAUGCGCUGUCGUGGAGAACGGUGGCUUUGCGCUGAACGCUCUGCUCCGUGGACGCGUCGUGUGCCAAAUGCCUGACGAAGUUCGAUCUUCAUUGACUUUCGCGAAAAUCGAGCUCGAUACUUUGCUGCUGGAUCUACUCGGGUUUAUUGGCGGCGAGCUGCGCACGCUAUCAAUCCAAUUGGACGAGUGGGACCCUGAUGAAGAAAUCGAGCUCGAUACUUUGCUGCUGGAUCUACUCGGGCUUAUUGGUGGCGAGCUGCGCACGCAAUCAAUCCAAUCGGACGAGUGGGACCCUGAUGAAGAGUACGAUACCGAACACGUUGCCGAUAUCGAUUUGUGUGCGCUGGCAGUCGUUUGCCCGAAGCUGGAAGUUCUCCAGCUUGUAUGCUUCGACGUGGUCGUGCAAUCAACUAACAGCGAUGCGUUGUGCAAGUGGCCCAUCAAGAAGAUGAAUAUCAUCAACAGUGAAAAUGUACCCAACCUGGGGCCAUAUCUGAGCAACCCAGCAACGCGAAUAGCCCGGGGGCUGACUGAGCUGAGAGCGUCUCGGCUGGAUGGCGAGGAGUUCGCUGGAGCAGAGAGAGAUGUGCUGGAAGCUCACGACGGGGAGUGUCUGCCUAUCGCCAAGGAGAAAUUUCCGACAGAGGCUAAGGUUGCCAUGCUGAGCACUAUGAGAGGGGGCGGGGCGGCGAGUGACCCAGAAGGAAAGCAGCCAGCAACACCGCGCCUGGCCGAGACGAGGAACUUAGCGUAA
Phytophthora sojae is the source of this 1191-nucleotide messenger RNA. RefSeq lists its product as hypothetical. Lineage: Eukaryota; Oomycota; Peronosporomycetes; Peronosporales; Peronosporaceae. The record is from RefSeq and is a predicted model, not a curated record. Bases 1 to 1191 code for a protein of 396 amino acids. The transcript is spliced from 4 exons.